Mesocricetus auratus (golden hamster) is the source of this 1718-nucleotide messenger RNA. RefSeq lists its product as uncharacterized. The record is from RefSeq and is a predicted model, not a curated record. Gene Ontology annotation, molecular function: protein binding. The transcript has 15 exons. NCBI's taxonomy places the organism in Eukaryota, Metazoa, Chordata, Mammalia, Rodentia, Cricetidae. The coding region runs from base 130 to 1638 and encodes 502 amino acids.
CAUUUUUGGCUCAGUGGGGAGACUGAAACAGUGUUUCAAAUAUUUAGUGUGGGGUUCUUUAGGGUGUGGGUGGCUAAAUUGGGAGGCGGGGAGAGCAGGGAAUGUAGGGGGAGAGCCUUGAGGCUCAACAUGCAAGAGGACUUCGAUUACGAUGCCCAUACUAUUAAAGCCCCUAAGCGGGCUCGCUGGUAUACCCGCCUGUGGCCUGCAUGCCUAGGUCGUGGGUGCCUGUCCAGUAACAGGCAGGAAUUUCCUCUCUACUUGAUCGGGUAUGACCCUGUGGGACAGCUGCAAAGGGCGGCCAGCGUGGGUGAUGUAGCUUCAGUGGAGAGACUCAUCAACUUCCAUGGAUGCCAUGUGGACGAAUGUGACCGGAGGCACAGGACCUCCCUACAUUAUGCCUGUGCUCACAAUCACCCAGAUGUUGUAAGACUGUUAUUACUCUACAACGCCAAUAUUAACAUACUUGAUGAUGAAGGCUGCACGCCCUUGAUUAAGGCCACCCAGCGGGACAAUGUGGAGUGUGUUUCUGUAUUAUUAACACAGGAUGCUGAUCCCCAUGUGAUGGAUUUCAUUGGGAAUACGGCCCUCCACCAUGCUGUUUCCAGGGGUAACACAACAAUUGCCAGCAAACUGCUGGAAUGCAAUGCAGAUAUUGAAGGCAAAACAGAGUAUGGGUUGACACCAUACAAACUUGCCUUAUUUGAAAACCAACACCAGAUGGCAGAGUUUUUAAUACAGAAUGGUGCGAAUGCACACUCGGUGGUUCAGUCAAAGAGUGUGGGAACAUCUCCAAAAGCCCAAGAGCAGGGAAAGAAAGAGCAUGAAAGAUUCAAAAAUGAAGUACAUUACAGUACAGGCAUGAUGCCUUUUUGCAGUGGAUUAACACCACCUACACAGCUAAAAUCAAUACUCAAGAAGUCUGAUCACCUUACUACAGCUAGUGGAAGAAUACAACACAAGAUGUCAUUCUGUGUAGGGACAUCUUCAAAAAAGCGAGAACAGAGAAAGAAAAAGCAUGUAAGAUUCAACAAUGUAUUACAAGUACGUCACUGCACUGACUUGAUGCCUUUUUGCAGGCUCUCUCAUGAACCCAAUGCUCCUGAAUCUAUAAGAGAGGACAAGGAUAGAUCCUCUGUUUCUAAGGAAAGACGGAAACAAAAUUCACAUACUGAAAAGAUGGACAGAAAAAAGAAGGGUCUGACAGUUUGCAAAUCUGAAAUGAACCUGUGUGGUUUGGGAGACAGACCUGAAAAGAAAACGUUUCUCAUGGAUGAAGAAAAGAAGGCAGAACCUUUUCCUAACACACCUGAUGAUCACGGCAUUGCUGUGCCCCAGCCUACUGCCCACAUUGGGCCAACAUUUUCUUUAGGCACCGGUGAUAGUGGUGAAAUUUUUGAGGCACCUAAAAAAAAGGACUUUGGUGCCGUUCAUGAUCGCAAGCUUCCUUUAGCAUACAUGCCACUGCUCCUCCUAACAACAUUGGUGUGGCUUCUGAUAUUCAUCAUCUCAGUGGUGACAUGGAUACUACAACAAUUCAACAGGUGCUGGAAAAAGAAGAUUACCCAGGAGCUACCAGGAAGCAAAAGGGUGAUAGAGUUGCAGAUGAUUAGUUCUUUAAAAGAAGACCUAUCGUGAUCUGCUUAACUCAACUGACAAAUCCAUCAGAAAGAUUUUAUUCUAUAUACACAUUUUAAAGUUAAAUGUUUCUCUAAAAG